AUGGCUGUGUCUAAGAAUGCAGCUGGAUAUAGUGGCUUGACAGAAGAUGAGGAGAAGCAGUUGAAAGCACUGUUGAACAAGGCUCAGCAGGGGGGAGAGAGUGAUUCGGACUUUGAAGCAGUUGGAUCUCCAACUACUCCAAGUGAGCUCUUCCGAAGUGAAGAUCGCAAGGAGGUUCCAUUGCCAAAGAAUUGCACUCUGAAGGAGUGGUCUCACACGGUGUGCCAGCUUCCGAAAGUCAAUGGGGAGCCGAAGUGGAACGGAAAGACUUAUUCUGAACUGCUUAGGAUGGCUAUUGACGGUGACAUUGAGCUGGACAAGUAUCUGGGAUUCAUUUUCAAGAAGUAUCAUGGGUCCUAUGAUGGAACUCACAAGUCUCAAGCCGUGGACUUGGCUGGGUUUCUUCUCUAUAUGGAGUUUGAUCCUGAGAGAGAGCCAGCUGGUUCUUGGAAGAGAGUGGUUAAGCCAUGA
Cladocopium goreaui is the source of this 471-nucleotide messenger RNA. The record is from the annotation of a GenBank genome assembly. NCBI's taxonomy places the organism in Eukaryota, Dinophyceae, Suessiales, Symbiodiniaceae.